Messenger RNA from Eriocheir sinensis (Chinese mitten crab), 3087 nucleotides. RefSeq lists its product as uncharacterized. Gene Ontology annotation, molecular function: protein binding. Gene Ontology annotation, cellular component: cytoplasm; plasma membrane. NCBI's taxonomy places the organism in Eukaryota, Metazoa, Arthropoda, Malacostraca, Decapoda, Varunidae. Bases 88 to 1797 code for a protein of 569 amino acids. The transcript is spliced from 11 exons. The record is from RefSeq and is a predicted model, not a curated record.
CGCCAACACUACCAUGUCUGUCUGUGUUUCAGGGCGGAGCUCGAGGCCUCGUACGCCAAGGGCCUGUACAAGCUGUCCAGCAAGCUGAUGAAGGCCUCCAAGGAAAACUCGGGCACCGUGACGCAGGCCUGGCAGAUGGUGGGCGUCGAGAUGGAGCAGCAAGGGGACGUGCACCGAACCAUUGGAUCAGCAAUCGGAGAUGAUGUGGUGCGGCCGUUGCGUCAGUUGAUAGAGACACAACACAAAAUUCGUAAAGGAGUGGAAAGUAUGGUGGACAAGACAACAAAAAAUCUACAUGACUGGCGAGCAGCGGAGAGCAAGGCAAAAAAGCAAGGUUAUGGCAAUUGUCGGGAAAAUGAAAAAAUUCAAGACAUGAUGCUGGAAGCUCGUCUGGGACGGGGCAAGACUCUCACUGAUAAAGAAACAAUUAAAAUGGAAAAGCAGCGACGGAAAGCUGAGGAAGCUGUACAGAAGAGUGACCUGGAGUACUACACUUGUUGUACCCGUGCUGAGAGAGCCAGGUUGGAAUGGGAGUCUGCAGUGUACAAAGGCAGCAGCUGUUUCCAGACACUGGAGGAGGAGCGCUUGCAGGCGCUCAGGGACCUGGUUGUCAAGUACCACAAUAAUUCUGUUGAGUCUGCACCGAAGAUAGUUGCGAUUGUGGAUAGACUUGAUGAACCCGUGAAAGCAUGUGAUGUGGAGAAGGAUAUCCAAGCAGUUAUCACAGCCAAGGGAACUGGAGAAAAUCUUCCAGAGCAGAUGCUUCCAGACUUUUAUGCUGAAGAUAUGAACAACAUAAUGAACAGAGACAGGAGAAGAGAGGCACUGGAAAAGUUUCUCAAGAUGGUGAGAACAGACUUGGAACGGGAAAGAAGGGGGAAGCAAGGGGUGGAGAACCUAGCCAAGGCAUUGCAGGAGACUCCAACAUUUGGUGGUGAAGAAUCACAACAAGAUGUGAAUGACAAACUGCAGCAUGAUGCCCACAACAGACUGCAACAUAUGAAGGCCAUGCUUGCCUAUCUGGAGGCUGCCCGCUAUAAAAUUCAGUGUUCAUUAGAUGAUCUUAACAACAGACCCAAGACAGUCCACCCACUGGCCAAGCACAUCGAGGUUCAUCGAGAUAAACAAGGACUCACGUGCUCAGUGCUUAAGGUGCCACCUUGGGUCAGAGGCAACAGUGUGGAUGUCUCCCCAGCCAGCAACUCCCCCACUGGAUCUCCCAACUGGAAUGACCGAGGUACUGCUGACGGCAACUCUGUGCAACCAGACUCAGAUUUUGGAAAUACAGAUCAGCUUUCAUCAGCCUCUAGAGUCAGCACCCUUCAGCGCUCUACUGACCUUGAAGUUCCUCCCAGCCCCCCUGCUAGAUCAAGGGGCUCAACCAUAAGUCCUGCUCGACUAACAUGUCCCACAGAAACUGAAGUGCCAUCUUUGCAAAAACCUCAAAGAUCCUCUGGUGUGUUUAUGUCUCCUCCCCGUUACCCCUCCCUAAUGCUUGUUACAGAUGAAUUCAGCUCUCAAGGCUCAGACCGAGACUAUCAGGCCACCAUCAGUGAAGAGAAUAUUGAUUCUGGCCCCAAAGAUGGGUCAUAUUAUGCCCACCCCCUCCCUGCUGCUACGACAGGCAGCAGAUGCAAGGCACUCUAUGACUAUGAAGCCAACAUGUAUGAUGAGCUCACAAUCAGAACAGGUGACAUCAUCAAUAUCCAUGAGAAGCAAGCUGAUGGAUGGUGGGUGGGUGAGCUGGAUAAUGUUGUCGGCAUCUUCCCAGCAACUUAUGUAGAAGAGAUCGACUGAGCCUGUCCUGCCAGAAGCAUUUGACCGAUGCUUCCAAGACUCAUAGAGUAGCCAUGCGAGUGGGAGUUGUUCUUCACUUACUGUACUUGUUAUUACCUUGUAUAUUCUCUUACCAUUUCAUAGCACACACCUAGGCAUGUUUGUGAGUUGCUGUACAUAUGGAAGGUUUUAACAAACAAGCAUCUUAAUACAUUUUUUACUUCCUCUAAUGGCUCAUUAAUGGUGGAAUUUUCUUUGGUUCCAGUACUGUGCAAGAGCAUACACAACUUUUUUGUAAAACUAAGCUAGUCAUUGAGAUUCAUAAAAUACAAAAGUAAAUGCUGGGGUUAGAUCUGCCUGGUUUUACAUGUAAAUAAUUCAUAGAAGAAAUAAUAUUUAUGAUUUUUUUUUUAUUUGGAUAUAUCAUAAAAUCAAUAUAUUUUCAGGCCAUAGCAUAAACAAUAUCUAUAUGAUUCACAAUUUUGGGCUUAUAAUUUUUUUUUUUGCUGCCUACAGCCUUGUAACAUUUGAAAAAAUUGUGUGAAUGAAGUGGAAUUUUCUUGAAACAAAGUAAUGAUCUAUAUAUACUGUGCAGGUUUUCCAAAGUCUUAUAAAAAAAUAUUAUUAUGAACUUAUUGGCAAUCAAGUUUAUCCCAAGCAGUUAUGACUAUGACUACAUAUUAAAUGUUUUCACCUCAUUUUCUUUGGAGAGCUGGAAAUACUAGGUUUUAUUCAGGAGAGACUCUGUGAUUGAUUACACACUUCAUGAAACAUUAUUUAUAUAUUUUCUGUGCCAUUGUGAUUGACUUCUUCACGUUCAGCUGUGUAAAUAUUUUUUUUUAAUCCAGUUUGGCUGGCUAUGGUUUAUAUGAGAAUAUUUUCACAUAAUACCUUUGAGACCAAGGUGACUCAUUCCCCCUGAAUGGAGAUUGUUUCAGGGCCAGUAUUAAGGAGACAGACUAAGCACCCACUUGAUGUGUUGUAAAAGCAUUAGAUCCUGAUAAUAUCAAUUGUAAACCUUUAAAUAAAAAAAAAUAUAAAAAUUCCACAUCAUGAACACUUCAAAAAGCUGCUUCUGUCCCAUUCUCCCUUUGGUCUUGGUCACAGAGGUUAUCCAGCCUACAAAGAAAAAAAUGUAUGAAUGUGAUACCAAGAGGUGAUGCCUAUGGCAAAUGCAAUGCUCAUUAUCAUGUGCUGUCAUGGUUUAGAUGCAACCAGUUAAACCAUGAGAGUACUCACGAUGCAUUUAAUGAUAUGUAUUUAAAUAACAAUGUAAUUUCAAAUUGUCUCCAAUAUAUUUUGUGCCUCUCA